This is a messenger RNA of Nymphaea colorata (pocket water lily), 3024 nucleotides long. Its product is annotated as pentatricopeptide repeat-containing protein At3g14330. Gene Ontology annotation, molecular function: RNA binding; zinc ion binding; protein binding. The transcript has 2 exons. Gene Ontology annotation, biological process: RNA modification. The record is from RefSeq and is a predicted model, not a curated record. The coding region runs from base 1 to 1998 and encodes 665 amino acids. Lineage: Eukaryota; Viridiplantae; Streptophyta; Magnoliopsida; Nymphaeales; Nymphaeaceae.
AUGUCAAUUCUUCCACUCCCCAGGUCGCCCAAUCCAGCACCUGCGCUCCCAUUCAAUCCCCCACUCAAGAAGCCUGAAGUCAUCACCUGCACUCGGUUCAAGCAGCUCCCACUCAGCACUGUCCUGAAACAUAGCCCUCUAUUCAUCAAGGAAGAAGAAGAAGACGAGGAGGAGGAGGAGGAAGAAGGAGGAGGAGGAAGAGGAAGAGGAGAGAGAGACGGAGAACUCACCAUCAAUGGGAGCAUCAGCGACUCUGAUGUGCGAAAGUACUCCCAACUUAUCCAUUCUUAUAUAAACAACAGAGCACUCGAGGAAGGCCGAAAGCUCCACCUCCAGCUAGCCUCGAAAUGCAGCCCCCUGCUGAGGCACCCGACCAUUCAGGCCAAGCUCAUCACUCUCUUUUCACUCUGCCGCCAGAUGGCCGACGCCCGCCGCGUCUUCGACAACGGAAACAGCGACGACCCAUGUGUCUGGGCUGCCAUGGUCACCGCCUACUCCGUCAACAGCCUUCCUCACCAGUCCCUCCGCGUCUUCGCCCAGAUGCAGCACCAACGGUUCCUCCUUCCCGACAGCUUCGCCUUCUCCUCCGCCCUUAAGUCCUGCGCUCAAUUGUCGGACCUCCGAUGCGGCCGAGCGGUCCACACGCAGAUCCUGAAGCGGCCGGAGGCCGCCGAUGCGGUCGUUGACAACGCCCUGAUUGCCAUGUACAUGAAGCUCCGGUGCUACCGAGAUGCUCACUUGCUUUUCGGCGGCAUGCCUCGACGGAACAUCGUUUCAUGGAACUCGAUGAUCGCGGGGUUUGUGGAAGGGGGUCUAUUCAUGGAGGCGAUUGAGCUGUUUGGGAGGAUGCAGAGGGAGGGAAUCGGGUUCAAUUGGACGACGCUCACCAUUGUUUUGCCGGCGUGCGCUCGCUCGACGUCGCUUCAUUGCGGGAGGGAGAUUCACGCCCAGAUGAUCAAAGCCAAAAGCAAGUCGUACCCGGACGUCUCGGUGCAGAACGCACUAGUCGACAUGUACGCCAAAUGCGGCGACAUGGAGCGCGCCCGGCUGCUGUUCGACGGAAUGGUCAGGCGCGACCUCUCCUCUUGGAACAUCAUGGUGGCUGGGUACUCGAUCAAUGGCCGCACCGACGAGGCGCUGAGGAUGGUGGACAAGAUGGUGGAUUCGCAGGUCCUCCCGGACGCCAUCACCUUCAUCGCCCUCCUUUCAGGCUGCGGCCAGACCGGCUACGUGAACGAAGGGCUGAAGCAGUUCGAGCGGAUGGAGCAGGAAUUCGGGAUGAGGCCCUCUGUGGAGCACUACUCGUGCGUGGUGGACCUGCUGGGCCGAGCCGGGAGGAUACACGACGCCGUGGAAUUGAUCCGGCGAAUGCCCAUGAAGCCAUCGAAGAGCGUCUGGGGCGCUUUGCUCAACGCAUGCAGGGUGCACGGAAACGUCGAGCUGGCCGAGAUAGUGGCCAGCCGGCUCUUCGAGCUCGAGCCCGACAACCCGGGGAAUUAUCUGUUGCUGGCGAACACGUACGGGACAGCCGGCCGGCGCGGCGACGUGGAGAGGGUCAGAAGGAGGAUGGAAGAGAAAGGGCUGAAGAAGGAGAUUGGUUGCAGCCAGAUUCUGGUAGGCGGUAGGAUUCACACUUUUUCGGCGUCGAGCGGCCGUGAACUGUGCAGCUCCAAGGAAUUCCAAAACUUGUGCAGCCAACUGAAAGAGGCGGCGAAGGAUUUGGGCGAGGGUGUGGUGCUGCCAUCGUUGGCAAAUGAACAAGGGGAGGCAGAGAACUGGGUCUGCGACCACAGUGAAAGAUUGGCACUGGCGUAUGGCUUAAUUCACACCGGUCCAGGGAUGCCCAUCAGGAUCACGAAGAACAUUAGAGUGUGCAUGGAGUGCCACAAUGCGGUGAAGGUCAUUUCGAGGAUCGUGAAGAGGGUGAUAGUUUUGAGAGAUGGAAACAGGUUCCACCAUUUUGCAGAUGGGGCGUGUUCUUGUAGAGACUAUUGGUGAUUUGUAAAUUUCGUAUUGUAAGCCAUAGGUGAUAAUCGACAGUGUAAUUUUUUCUGUUUUCCCUUCUUGUCCAGCUGUGCCGCUGCAUUCGGAUGUUGUAUAUCUGCUGACCCAUUGGUAAAGAUGGUUUAUUCAGAGGAGAAGAUCCAAGUGAGCAUAGGGAAGGGUGUCGGAUACAAAGAAAGUCAUGAAAAUCUCUUUCUGUAAUAUUUGCUGUCAGAGGAUGAUCUGCCUCGACAUGAUUGCGAAAUUGGUAGGCUUCCUGCUGAUCGAACGGUUAGACGUGCUUCCCUGAUCUUUCACUCUGCAGUACAAGAAGCUUAUGCUUUCAACUUGCAACACUUUGGAGUUUGGACAACGUAACGAGUCGAUCUUCUGUUGGAUCUUUUUUUUCUAAAGUGCUGGCGAGAUUCUAGUGUGCAACCUUGGAAGAACAGUCCAGCAAGAGCUUGAUGAGCAGCUACCAAUGGAUUCUGAUGUUCGAAAGAGAACAUGGAUGGAUUAAAGAUAAAAGAUUCAUUCUUCAAGAAGUGAAAAGCCCAACCUUCUUGAAAAGGGAUACUGUAAAAAGGUUUUAGCUGCCGGAACUUUGAGUGACAAUCGAAUUUCUCGUUGCAAAUGCGACUAGAAAGCCGACUGAAUGGACGAGCCCAGCUCUGGUGGAUUCUGUUCUUUAGCCUCUAUCACGGUUCCAAAAUGUACCAUGGAAAGCUCUCUGAGUGAACAUAGAAUGCGCAAAAUUGCAGUCCCCACUGUUCGGAUUGAAUGGUGAGGAACUCCGAACAUGGGGUUGAUGCUGUCGGGGUCGGAGUCUCUUGAAGAUGAAGUUCCAUUUUAAGGAAGGACUCGUGGAGCUGUUGGUGAGGUGUGAUAGUUAUCUCGAAGAAGGAAAAUUCCUUGCUCAUGGCCCCAGUUAGAGUGGGAAACAGAUAAAGAUGACACCAUGAAGAUGCUGAUAGACAUAAGUUUCGAUUGAUUUCUUGGUGAUUGUUGGAUCCUUUGCAAUUGUAAGAAACAACGAUGACA